ACAUGUGAGCACGAGGUGGUCGUCAUCGGACCCUCCCCCUGUGUGUCCACAGACCAGUCUGCACUCUAGCAAACCCUCCCACUUCAAACAACACUCUGGCAGUAAUAGCACGGAUCCCUCCUUCUGUCCCCACACGCAAAUUCCAUUUUCACACCGGCUGCCUACUCCAGGCAUGGCUGACGGCUGUACCCAGUCAUGGCACUGCGACAUUACACCCUCGACUUCAACCUCUCAGCGCCAGCAGACUGUCCAACGACUGUGCAUGGGCUGCAGUCUAUAUUUCAAGAACAGGAAAUGACAGAGACUGUCCAUGACACUGAGGGACAUGGAUAUCUUGCUACCUUCAUUGGCAAGAAUGGCAGGUUGGUUAUUCUGCGUGUGACCGCCCAUGGCCUGCUUACCAUUGAUCUGCAGUGUUGUGAAGGAGAUAACAUUGUACAAGUAGAGAAUCUUUUGAAUACACUGGAAGAGAAGCUGAGAAGUCUCCUACAUGGAAACAUUAAGAGGGUCAAGAGGCUCCCAGCUCUGACACGAGGUGCAGCUGUUGAUCGAUACUGGCCCACAGCAGACGGCAGACUGGUGGAGUAUGACAUAGAUCGGGUUGUAUACGAUGAGGACUCUGCAUACCAGAACAUAAAGAUCAUGCACUCGCAGCAGUUUGGCAAUAUCCUGAUCCUCAAUGGGGAUGUUAAUCUGGCAGAGAGUGACCUGCCCUACACCCAGGCCAUCAUGGGCAGAGGGCAAGAGAACUAUGCAGGGAAGGAGGUGCUGAUCUUAGGAGGCGGCGAUGGAGGAAUCCUCGCAGAGGCCGUCAAACUCAAGCCAAAGAUGAUCACCAUGGUGGAGAUCGACCAAAUGGUGAUUGAUGGGUGUAGAACACACAUGAGGAAGGCAUGUGGAAGUGUUCUGGACAACCUGAAGGGAGAAUGUUACCAGGUGUUGGUAGAGGACUGCGUUCCUGUUCUUAAAAAGUAUGUUGAGGAAGGGAAGACGUUUGAUUACGUUAUCAAUGACCUCACAGCGGUCCCCAUCUCCACAGCGCCAGAGGAGGACUCUACAUGGGAGUUCCUACAGCUUAUCUUGGAUCUCUCAAUAAAAGUACUGCGUCCUACUGGGAAGUACUUCACACAGGGUAAUAGUGCCAAUCUGACUGAGACACUGGCUCUUUAUGAGGAGCAGCUGGGAAGGCUCUCAUGUCCUGUAGACUUCUCCAAGGAGGUGGUGUGUGUGCCCUCUUAUAUGGAACUGUGGGUUUUCUACACCAUUUGGAAGAAGUGAAGAGCCCCACCCCCCGGUCUCCUCCAUACGCUGCCUGCCGGAAUGUGAAAACUGUCCACCCCCCCAUUGUCCGCCGUCGCACUGAGGGGAGAGAUGACCCCCCCCCAUUUCUACUCACACUGUUUUAUUAUCCUUCCAUGUCCAACUCUCUCUUAAACCCUUUUUACAUCUUAGUUGUAUCAUUUUAUGUCCAAACUUACAAGAGAUUGUAUUUCUGUUAGUUGGAUAUUUUGAAUUGGGCUGUUGUUUUUGCGUGUGCCCUCCAGGGAGAGCUGUGGGGCUGACCGUGUAGGGCUGCUGCCACUGGUCUAGGGUUUAGACUUCUCUGACUAUAGCCUGGUUCCAGACCUGUCUAGGGUUUAGACUUCUCUGACUAUAGCCUGGUUCCAGACCUGUCUAGGGUUUAGACUUCUCUGACUAUAGCCUGGUUCCAGACCUGUCUAGGGUUUAGACUUCUCUGACUAUAGCCUGGUCCCAAUCUCAGAGAAGUCUAAAGCCUAGACAGAUCUGGGACCAGUAUUUAAACACUCUUGGUACACCUACCCCUUCAGGGUGUUGUUACUUUUCAAAUUUGACUUAAAACAGCACCAACAUACAAUAGGCUUUUGGGUUCUGAUUGUGUGAUAGGAUAUGUGCUCGCCGUAGUUUCAAAUGAAUGUCUGUCUGUGCGUUUGAUUGUUUUUCUUCUUUUGUUGUAGCUAACUGGCUUGAGUGUGAUUUGAUUCCCAGUCCUUUCCAAGUGUGACCCUGGCCAUUGAAGCUGAAGUGUCCAAAUGUGUUUUUAAAAGGGAAAAAGGUUUCUUGCUUGUACUGCUUUAAUGUGAAUUGUGUUUUUAUUAUUUAGCACCUUUUUAGUUUCUCCUGCUGGAUCUUAUUUUACAUAUUCAGUUUAGAAUUUUUCUCUAAGUUUGUUUGGUGCAUGUGCUGGAAAUUUAAAUAUUUUUAUUGAAUGUAGCUUCCCAUAUACACAGUGCAACUUCAUGCCUUUGAUCAAUAUUGUGGUGCUUUGUUAAAUGUAUUUAUUUGAUAUUAUUUCACCAAAUGCUGUUUUAUCCAAAAUACCUUUUUGUUCAGCAGUGACUACCUGCUAUUAAAAAUGAGUUGGAGAAGAAAAUGUUUUUCUUUUGCUUGAUUCAGAAGAGUAUAUCAGAUAUCUUAGCUAGCAGUCACAACUGACAGACAAUUUGGGUGUUUCUACUGAAAGUACAGAAUCAUACCAAUGCAAACUCAAUACAGAUUUUCUUGCAUUUCCUUUUGAAAUUCAUUCAACCAUGAGCAAUGUUGAUUUCAAUAAACCUUCCCCUUUGUUAA
Messenger RNA from Oncorhynchus tshawytscha (Chinook salmon), 2589 nucleotides. Its product is annotated as spermine synthase. The coding region runs from base 196 to 1278 and encodes 360 amino acids. The record is from RefSeq and is a predicted model, not a curated record. The transcript is spliced from 11 exons. Gene Ontology annotation, molecular function: spermine synthase activity. Gene Ontology annotation, biological process: spermine biosynthetic process. Lineage: Eukaryota; Metazoa; Chordata; Actinopteri; Salmoniformes; Salmonidae.